Messenger RNA from Penicillium cosmopolitanum, 1392 nucleotides. RefSeq names its product Synaptobrevin. The record is from RefSeq and is a predicted model, not a curated record. The transcript has 5 exons. Bases 1 to 1392 code for a protein of 463 amino acids. NCBI's taxonomy places the organism in Eukaryota, Fungi, Ascomycota, Eurotiomycetes, Eurotiales, Aspergillaceae.
AUGGAGAACCCCCGAGAUCCACGCUGGAAAGAGGGGAAAUUAGUCCAAGCCGACAUUUUCGACCAAAAUAAUGUUCGAGAGUAUCUGGAUGCGAUACUUGGCAUUAAUGGGGACGACAGCCAACCCGAUAUUCUAGACCAUCGCACCCAUCGACGCCAGUGGAAAAAGCUUAUUCUCGUGCUUAAAAAAGAAUCGAUAGAGGGACACCUGCAACGAACAGAAAAAUUGAACACCUUCCUUGGGAUUCUCACCAAGCAAAAUCAACCAACUGCCACGACACGUCGAGCUCCCCGUCGAAACACGCGACACUACAAAAGAAUACGCUCACAUGCGAUCGACCUUUACAACAUACUCGAGGCCCGAUUUCCUUCAUCUCCAACUUGCAAAUGUGCACUGGAACCACACCAUAUGAGCAUCAAGCUGGGGUUUCGAAGUGCACAGCUCACCGAGAAGGCAGUGUACUUUCAUGCCAUUUUCACAUCUGAGACGAGUACCUUCAACACUUCUUCAAACUGGCGAGAGAUUGAAACAGAGCCCUGGAAGAAAAUACAAGAGGACGUGCUCUGCCAAGAUACCGACCAUGUCAAAACCUCUCCGCCAGACGGGACUGAAAUCAUAGACCUGUGCGCAGCUAUAACAGGACCUGCAUCGAAAGGAUGGCUCGGACACAUUUCCAACCGGCAGGGACAACAACACCGUAUCCGGAUAUUAGAUGCUCGGCAAAGAUUACCCGCGUCUGACAAGAUUCAAACCGUGUCCCUGGCCGAAGUGCUCAGCGAUCCGCAGUUUUAUGAAGAACAACGGCUGCGCCUUGCAUUGAAAUUAGCAUCAUCGGUGAUGCAGCUUCAUACGACAGAAUGGCUGACUGAUUUCUGGAGUAAAUCCGAUGUGUCAUUCAUGCGGUCUAAGCAUGGAGUGAUUGAUUUCGACAAUCCUUUGAUUGGACGGACUUUUGGAGCGCGUGGGUACGACUUGAACUGUGUAUCUGAAACACUACCACGACCUACUCUACAUGCAUCGAUUCCUUGUCUCUUUUCCUUGGGAAUUGUACUGCUUGAAUUAAAAUAUCGGCGGUUAUUUGAAGAUCUGAAAAGCGAAGUAGAGAGAAGUAUGCCGCCGGAAUUUUCAGAUUCCAUGGCUGCACGACGACUCACGGACGAAAUGAUCGGCAGUACCAAUUAUCAAGAUGCCGUGGUGCGGUGUAUCCUGGGUCUAGACGCAGCUUAUAGAUCGCUAGCCGAAGAAAGAUUCCAGAAGGAGGUAGAGGAAAAGAUCAUUAGCCUAAUAGCCGAGGAUCUCAAGAUCUAUUGUGCUAAGACAUCUGUUGAGGCGUGCUUAGAAAUGGGAAAAGGGGGAAUGGGGGCAAUGGGAGGCGUGGUAGCACGGGCGUAA